AUGGCAGAAAGCGACCCCAAAGCAAGGCAGGAGCUGCUCGACAUGUGGCGCAUCUACCGCACAACGAAGGAGAUGUGCAGAGACAGGGGCUACAACGUCCUUCCGGAAGAAUGCGACAUCAAGUUUGACGACUUCUCGCGCAAAUUCGGCACCGAGAGCGGCAUGAUAAAUCGCGGCCAGAUGAACUUCUCCGCCAUCCCCUCCGAGGACAUGGUCCGCAAAUACACGCCGCCCGCAACGGCCAAGACUCCUGCCCCAGAAGCCCAGAUCGGCACCCUCUGGGUCGAGUUCAACGGCGACGAAGCCUUCGGCAUGAAGCACCUGCGCGACUUCAUCACCCACCUCACCACGGGCUCCUACUACUCGGGCAUCAUGAUCGUCGUCAAGCCUUUGUCCGGAAUGGCCAUGCGCGCCCUUCGUGGCGCGGCUCAAUUGGGCAACGGACCCAAUGGCGGCGUCGAGGUCUUCCUGGAGCAAGAUCUCAAGAUCAACAUCACAAAGCACGAGCUGGUUCCUACGCACUUGCUGCUCAGCGCAGAGGAGAAGCAGCAGUUGCUCAAGCGGUACCGUCUGAAGGAGACACAGCUGCCGCGUAUCCAAGUGACGGAUCCGGUGGCCAAGUACUACGGGCUGAGGAGAGGGCAGGUUGUCAAGAUCAUCAGGAAGUCGGAGACGGCAGGAAGAUAUGCGAGUUACCGCUGGGCUAUAUGA
This is a messenger RNA of Didymosphaeria variabile, 711 nucleotides long. RefSeq names its product DNA-directed RNA polymerases II 24 kDa polypeptide (RNA polymerase II subunit 5) (gene RPB5). The record is from RefSeq and is a predicted model, not a curated record. Gene Ontology annotation, biological process: DNA-templated transcription. Gene Ontology annotation, cellular component: RNA polymerase I complex; RNA polymerase III complex; RNA polymerase II, core complex. Gene Ontology annotation, molecular function: DNA binding; DNA-directed RNA polymerase activity. The transcript has 3 exons. Lineage: Eukaryota; Fungi; Ascomycota; Dothideomycetes; Pleosporales; Didymosphaeriaceae. Bases 1 to 711 code for a protein of 236 amino acids.